Hyphopichia burtonii NRRL Y-1933 is the source of this 2150-nucleotide messenger RNA. RefSeq lists its product as uncharacterized. Gene Ontology annotation, biological process: mitotic intra-S DNA damage checkpoint signaling; resolution of meiotic recombination intermediates; double-strand break repair via break-induced replication. NCBI's taxonomy places the organism in Eukaryota, Fungi, Ascomycota, Pichiomycetes, Serinales, Debaryomycetaceae. The record is from RefSeq and is a predicted model, not a curated record. The transcript has a single exon. The coding region runs from base 225 to 2150 and encodes 641 amino acids. Gene Ontology annotation, cellular component: nucleus; Holliday junction resolvase complex. Gene Ontology annotation, molecular function: DNA binding; crossover junction DNA endonuclease activity; 3'-flap endonuclease activity.
ACGUUCAUAAGCUCCCGAUAUAUAUAAUAGAUAGAACGGUUUGUCAUAAGGGGUUCGGGUAAAUUAACCAAUAGUGGGAUCAAACUAGUUCAAACUAAAGCCAAAGCAGACCCAGCAUCUCAAAACCUGCAGAUAGGUUGUUCCAAAACACGUCUUAAUUUUGAUAUCGAUUUGACCUUCUUUUUAACUACUUCAGAUUUGGGAAGUACAGUUCAGGAUAGGCUAUGAAUGCACUAAGAAGUGUUAAAGAGUUGUUCAUUGACUUCCUUAAAGAUGCAGCUAUAGAACAUACCCAAAAGGGAACCAAGAUGGCGCUUGUUUAUAAUCGAGCAUUAGAGAAGCUAAGACAGCAUGAUCUGGAAAUAACAGAGAUUAAACAGCUAAAGAAAAUUCAAUUUAUAGGAGACAGAACUGCAGACUUUCUUUGUAAGAAGCUUCAAGCACAUUGCAAGUCUAACGCCCUUGACUUUCCUGAUUCGUUUAAUAUCAUGAGUUCUGAUAAGAGAAAGCAAGUUGAUUCUGACGAUAAGCCAAAGAAGAAAACCAAGAGAACAAAUUACUUACCGAAGAGGAGAGCCGGUUCAUGGGCGAUCUUAAUUGCAUUAUACUUGAAAGAUAGGCGUGGAAGAGGUCUAAGGAAAGAUGAAAUCACCUCAACGGCUGCUGAAUAUUGUGAUGGUUCAUUCAAUUCUAAUCCCGGUGCUGGGGUGUUUUAUUCAGCUUGGGAUGGUAUAAAAGUUCUCAUAAACCGGGAUUAUGUCCAUGUAUCUGCGUCUACUCCCAAAUUAUACACAUUGACUGAAUCUGGGUUAUCUUUGGCUAAAGUUUUGAUUGACCAAGAAGGUAUUUCAGUCUCACCGAUACGGCAAGACGUUUCGGAUAUGUCUUUUGAUAACGGGAUUCGAAUCUCUCCUAAUAAUACGUUUUCGUCGUCCCAGUAUACUAAAUCGCAGAAUGAAGUAGCCAAUAAUCUUCAAUCAUCGCCUAGCAAACCUAUAGAAAUUGCAAAUUCAAGCUCCCCAAAUAUUUCAUUUAUACAUCCGGACCCAAAUCUCUUAACUAGUCCUUCGAAAACCGAUAAGCAUUUGAGUCCGCUGAAGAAUGUCACUUCAAACAUUUUGUUUAAUACAAUUGAUUCAUCGCCAUCAAGAGUUCAAAAACCUUCUGAAGAGGAAAUCAUGUCAUCGCCAAAGCGAAAAGAUUCUUUGAAAUACCAUCAUGAUCGAGCAAAACGAGUAUAUGCGGACAUAGCCUAUGAGAUUUGGUCAUCUACCGACUACGAAAUUGUUCCUAUCAUUGAUAAUAGGGAAAUACGAUCAAGCAAAGAACGAGAUUACUUCGAAUCAAAACUUGGCUCGCAUAACGUAAAGUGUGAUGUGAGGCCAUUAUCCUUGGGGGAUAUUUUAUGGAUUGCAAAACAUAGAACUACAAAAAAAGAAGUUGUGCUUGACUUUGUUUGCGAAAGAAAGAGAAUAGAUGAUUUGGCAGCAUCGAUAAAGGAUGGUAGGUUCCAAGAACAAAAAAGUCGAUUGAAAAAAUCAGGUUUGAGGUAUGUUUACUAUUUAGUAGAGGAAAUGAUGGCAGAUUUCAAUGGAGGUGAAAUGCUUGAAUCAAUUAAGAGUGCCAUUUCCAUGACCAUGACAGUUUCCAAAUUUUAUGUCCGUAAAUUUAAAAACCUUGAUUCUACAAUAUCCUAUAUUGCCACUUUAACUAAUGUCAUACAUGAUAAAUAUAUAGGAGAAGGUAAAAAAUUAAUAGUGCUCAAGCCUAGAUCCAUUGAUAAUCAAGACGAGUUUCGCUCUCAAUUAAACCUUUUCAGAGAUAAAUUCGAAACCGAAAAGGGUAGUUAUCUAUGUACUCAUCUAUUCCCAUUAUUCCAGGACGCAAUGCCCAAAACAGGAAUGAUGACGGUCAAAGAAUACUUCAUCCUCAUGUUAAUGACAAUCAGAGGCAUUUCAUUAGAAAAAGCCUUGGUGAUUCAAAAACAUUUCCAGACACCAAAAGUGCUUAUUGAGUUCUUUAUACUGCACAAACAUGAUACAGAAUCUGUAAAGAAGAACCUUAUUGGUAAUCUUUUCAAAAAUGAAAUCGGUAAUAAAAAGAUUGGUAAACAAGCCCUGGAAAAUGUUUACUUAGCUUGGGGUAUGUAG